This is a messenger RNA of Ectocarpus siliculosus, 528 nucleotides long. The record is from the annotation of a GenBank genome assembly. NCBI's taxonomy places the organism in Eukaryota, Phaeophyceae, Ectocarpales, Ectocarpaceae.
AUGUUGGGUUCAUCCAGUGACUGCCUCCCUUUGUUGGUAAAGACGGUCAGGCAUGCCUACUGCCUCCCUGCGUGCUCUUUCCGCUCCACCGGUGACGCCGGCCGUGUGCCGUGCUGCUGCUGCUGCUGCUGUGGCGCGCCCCUUUUCUAUUCGACGCAGGCGCGGAGCCUCGAGCUGGUCGAGUCCGAUUGGGAUUUCGCCGCCAUCAUCACCAAGCAGCUUGCGGAAUGGAAGCGUCGGGGUGUGGGCAAUAGCUACCAGGAGGCGCUGCUGAAGGAGGUUAUUGAGCUCCAGACGAGGGCGCUGCUGCGGCCCAUCUCUCUGCCCGCGGAGGAGCUCCAGCCGAGGGCACUGCUGCGGCCCAUCUCUCUCCCCGCGGAGGAGGGGAGCUUGAUGGUCCAGCUGAACGCGACCUACCGGAGCAUCGAGGAAUCGAUGGGGAGGCUUCUGCCAGAGCAGACGAAGGAGCAGCUGUCCCUUCUAGAAGCAUUGGUCAGGAAACCCAGUAGUUCGACAGCAGCGGUGUAG